ACGCCGACGCAGCGCAGUUGCGAAGGGAGGGUUGGAGACUAGGGGUAGCGACGAGAGCGAUGGGGAAGAAAGGGAAGGAGGCGGCGCGGGAGCGGCGCGAGCAGCGCCGCCGCGAGGUCACCCUCCUCCGCGACCUCCCCUACGAGCCCCACCAGAGGUGGUGGGAUCGCCUGGAGCCGCGGGCCGUGGCGGUGGUCACGGGCGCCAACCGCGGGAUAGGGUUCGAGGCCGCCCGCCAGCUCGCGCUCCACGGCCUCCACGUCGUGCUCACCUCCCGCGACGCCGCCAGGGGCCAGGACGCGGCCGAGAGGAUUCGGGGGGAGGCUCCCGACGGCGCGGGCGUGAGCGUGGAGUGGCGGCAGCUCGACGUGGCGGACGCCGCGUCUGUGGAGGCCUUCGCAACCUGGGCGCUGGAAACCCACGGCGGCAUCCAUGUCCUUGUUAACAAUGCAGGUGUAAACUUCAACAAAGGACCAGACAAUUCUGUCGAGUUUGCUGAGCAAGUCAUCGAGACAAAUUAUUAUGGCACGAAACGCAUGAUUGAUGCCAUGAUACCAUUAAUGAUACCCUCUCCUUAUGGGGCUCGGAUUGUUAAUGUCAGCUCAAGGCUUGGAAGAGUCAAUGGCAGACGAAAUAGAAUUGGUGAAACCAGCCUAAGAGAUCAGCUAUUGAAUGAUGACUGUUUAUCAGAACAGUUAAUUGAUGAGAUGAUCAAGAAAUUUCUGGAGCAAGUAAGGCAAGGUACUUUGUCCUCCAAUCAGUGGCCUCAGAUGUACACGGACUAUUCAGUCUCGAAGCUUGCUGUUAAUGCUUAUACACGACUCAUGUCAAGGAGGUUGUCGGAUCGACCUGAAGGCCAAAAGGUCUACAUUAACUGUUUCUGCCCAGGCUGGGUAAAAACUGCCAUGACUGAUUGGGAAGGGAAUAUUUCUGCUGAAGAAGGUGCUGAUACAGGAGUAUGGCUGGCCUUGUUACCCUUUGAACUAGGUACAAAUGGGAAGUUCUUUGCUGAGAGACGCGAGAUAAGCUUCUAAGGCGACUCCUGAAGACUGACACGUUUAAGAGCAAUCAUAUGGCAAGCAGAUAGUCAAGAUCAUUGAUGGGUACCACUAUGUCACAUUGAUGGAAAGCCAUGGCCUCAAAUUUGAUAAUUAAAGUGAUCUAGUAAAUGUUUCUUUGUCAUUAAUGAAGUGUGAUAAAAGCGGAAUGUUCAUUAGGACCACCAGAAUGGCAAUGAGGAAGUAUGACCAGCUGGCUGCUUCCUACUCGUGCUACAAGCCUACAAGAAUGACCUGUAUUGAAGUGCUACAAGCCUACAAGAAUGACCUGUAUUGAAGUGCUACAAGCCUACAAGAAUGACCUGUAUUGAAGUGCACGUCACCUCAAGGAUUGCAUUUGGUUUUGGCUACUUCACUAGCGAGUUUCCCUUCUUCUGUAGUACAUGUUUGGUUGGUUUUACCAUUGCACUAUCGCUCCGGCCAAGAUGAAUCUACAAAUCCUGAAUUACUGUACCAUCUUUCAGACUGAAUAUGUGGACCUUCUAGGUGGGAGGCAGAUUGGCUGUAUGCUCGCUGAAGAUGCCUGCCGUUCUCAAAUCAGCGGCGAUCAAUCAAGCUUAUCCCUUGCAGAUAAAGAAGCACAGAGCCAUGCACAUAUCCAUCGUGCUUCCAAUCAUCUGAGCCUGCAAAAUCCAGAACAAGGCCAUGCCGGGCAGGAAAACAAGACAACUUGCUGCUGCAUAGCUGGUCUUCAGAGGGUCAUCCUCAUCGUCCUGUGGGCGCCAUCGGUUUGUGGGGGUAGAAACUAGUAGUAGGCAGAGGCGUCAACGAUACCAAUUUAAUUCGGCAUCAGCCAGCCACUGCCUGCACAUGUGGUGCUCGGGUUUCUGGGACACCUCUGCCUCUACCUGCCUGCCUGGACCUUGCGAUUUGCAUCCUCCAAUGGAGGUGUAGGGCGUGUAGCUGACCUCCAACUUAUUCACUCAUGCAAGCACAUAAAUAAAAUUUAGUCUGGAUCAUUGGAUGUUCACUCAUGUAAGCAUAUAUAAAUGAUUUUUAGUCUGGAUCA
Molecule: messenger RNA, 2067 nt
Organism: Panicum virgatum (switchgrass)
Lineage: Eukaryota; Viridiplantae; Streptophyta; Magnoliopsida; Poales; Poaceae
Product: (+)-neomenthol dehydrogenase-like
Exons: 4
Coding region: 60-1034 (324 amino acids)
Cellular component (GO): membrane
Molecular function (GO): oxidoreductase activity, acting on the CH-OH group of donors, NAD or NADP as acceptor
Source: RefSeq, a predicted model, not a curated record